AUGAGGGAAAUCGUACACUUACAAGCCGGCCAAUGCGGCAAUCAAGUAGGAGCUAAGUUUUGGGAGGUUAUCUCUGCGGAACAUGGAAUUGACCCCAGCGGAAUAUACACAGGAGAAAGUGACCUGCAACUAGAACGAAUCAAUGUUUAUUACAAUGAGGCUUCAGUGGCCUCGAGUACCAACGGAGGCAAAUACGUACCCAGAGCCAUCCUCCUGGAUCUGGAGCCCGGCACCAUGGACGCAGUACGUUCAGGAAUCUACGGAAAACUCUUCCGCCCCGACAACUUCGUCUUCGGCCAAUCAGGCGCUGGCAACAACUGGGCUAAGGGCCACUACACGGAAGGCGCAGAGCUAGUGGACGCUGUGCUGGACGUGGUACGCAAAGAAGCAGAGAACUGCGACUGCCUGCAGGGCUUCCAGUUAACCCACUCCCUUGGCGGAGGUACCGGAUCUGGAAUGGGUACCCUCCUCAUCUCGAAGAUCCGCGAGGAGUACCCGGACAGGAUAAUGAACACUUACUCGGUCAUGCCUAGCCCUAAGGUGUCGGAUACCGUGGUGGAGCCCUACAACGCAACCCUAUCCGUACACCAGUUGGUGGAGAACACCGACGAGACGUAUUGUAUAGACAACGAAGCCCUGUACGACAUAUGCUUCAGGACCCUCAAAGUGCCCAACCCCAGCUACGGCGAUCUGAAUCAUCUAGUGUCCCUUACAAUGUCCGGGGUGACGACUUGUCUCAGGUUUCCAGGGCAGUUGAACGCUGACCUUCGCAAGUUGGCGGUGAAUAUGGUUCCCUUCCCCCGCCUGCACUUCUUCAUGCCCGGAUUUGCGCCGCUGACGUCGAGGGGUAACCAGCAAUACAGGGCGUUGACUGUUCCCGAGCUCACCCAGCAAAUGUUCGACUCGAAGAAUAUGAUGGCCGCGUGUGACCCCAGGCAUGGACGGUAUCUCACCGUUGCUGCUGUAUUUAGAGGCAGAAUGUCCAUGAAAGAAGUGGAUGAACAGAUGCUGGCCGUCCAGAACAAGAACAGCAGCUAUUUCGUCGAGUGGAUCCCCAACAACGUAAAAACAGCUGUGUGCGACAUCCCACCGGUAGGUCUGAAAAUGUCGUCCACGUUUAUUGGAAACACCACCGCCAUUCAAGAACUCUUCAAACGGAUUUCGGAACAAUUCGCGGCCAUGUUCAGGCGUAAGGCUUUCUUGCACUGGUACACCGGCGAGGGUAUGGAUGAAAUGGAGUUCACUGAGGCUGAAUCAAACAUGAACGACUUGGUGUCCGAAUACCAACAAUACCAGGAGGCCACUGCUGACGACGAGUACGAAGCCGAAGAAGAAGCUGCUGGAGAUGAUUUCAACUGUUAAUUGUGUUUUUUUUUUCUGUCACUCGUAUUCCACCACCAGUUUUUUAUUGUUUAUUUUAUUAGAGUCUGAAACUGCGAGGCAAAACAAAGAUGCAUCAUGGCCAAAGAUAUAAGGAAGUAAAAAAGUAAAAAGUGAAAACACCCUGAUUACUUUUAAAGAGUUUUAUAAGAAUUAUUUAUAUGUAAACAUCGUAAAACUAUAGGUUUGUUCCUGCAGCAGUCUGCAACUGUCGGAUAUACUAGACAAAUAUCUCUGAUAGUUCCAAAUCAGUCCCCAACUGCUGCAGUAACAGACCAUAUUAUUAAAUUGCUCAUUUUUUAUAUCUUGAGACAUGAUCCAAGACUUUGUCAACGGCUAUGAGUAUGAUUUUAAUGGAAUCUAAUAUUAUUUGAAACACGCUAGAGUGUCGUUAACUAGUCUGUAGAGUUUUCUUUGAACUUUUUACUUUCGUAAAAUAAUAAGUAAUUGUUUAGUAUUUAUAUUAAGUAUGUAGGUUAAGUCUGAAAUUUUUUGUCUGUCUUUUGAGGAAUUACAGAUGGUAGCUGUAGUUUCUUAAGAGAUGGUUUUUAAAUUUCAUGUGUGUGUAGCAAAUAAUAUUCUGUUCUAUUUCAUGAGUAACAUAGUGCUUAAUUUUUGUACUUUUUUUAUUGAAAUUAUUUCUACUUAUUUAUGAUAAACACGUAGAAUAAAGACUGAAUUUUCUACCGCA
Molecule: messenger RNA, 2071 nt
Organism: Anoplophora glabripennis (Asian longhorned beetle)
Lineage: Eukaryota; Metazoa; Arthropoda; Insecta; Coleoptera; Cerambycidae
Product: tubulin beta chain
Exons: 4
Coding region: 1-1362 (453 amino acids)
Biological process (GO): mitotic cell cycle; microtubule cytoskeleton organization
Cellular component (GO): microtubule; cytoplasm
Molecular function (GO): structural constituent of cytoskeleton; GTP binding; GTPase activity
Source: RefSeq, a predicted model, not a curated record